Molecule: messenger RNA, 4502 nt
Organism: Sus scrofa (pig)
Lineage: Eukaryota; Metazoa; Chordata; Mammalia; Artiodactyla; Suidae
Gene: PHF6
Product: PHD finger protein 6
Cellular component (GO): nucleus
Molecular function (GO): histone deacetylase binding; histone binding
Source: RefSeq, a predicted model, not a curated record
GUAUUAACGCUGUGUGAGUCGCUGCGUGCGAGGGGGGCGACGUAAGGGCGCUCCGCGAGCCCGUCUCUCCUCGAAUGAAAGGAAACAACCUCCGGCGACAGAGCCCCGCUCCCAGACGCUGCUGGAGAACCGAGACCGACUUCUUUCUCUUUCCCCUCAUUGGCGCUUCUCGCCUGCCGUUCGCCUCUGGGCCCCGCCGCAUUUCUUGAGGCAUAAAGUGGCAUUCUAAAGGCAAUUUAAAAAUCAUGUCAAGCUCAGUUGAACAGAAAAAAGGGCCUACAAGACAGCGCAAAUGUGGCUUUUGUAAGUCAAAUAGAGACAAGGAAUGUGGACAGUUACUAAUAUCUGAAAACCAGAAGGUGGCAGCACAUCACAAGUGCAUGCUCUUUUCAUCUGCUCUGGUGUCAUCACACUCUGAUAACGAAAGUCUUGGUGGAUUUUCUAUUGAAGAUGUCCAAAAGGAAAUUAAAAGAGGCACGAAGCUGAUGUGUUCUCUGUGCCAUUGUCCAGGAGCAACAAUUGGCUGUGAUGUGAAGACAUGUCACAGGACCUACCACUACCACUGUGCGUUGCAUGAUAAAGCUCAGAUACGAGAGAAACCUUCCCAAGGAAUUUACAUGGUUUAUUGCCGAAAACACAAGAAAACUGCACAUAACUCUGAAGCUGAUUUAGAAGAAAGCUUUAAUGAACAUGAACUGGAGCCCUCAUCACCUAAAAGUAAAAAGAAAAGUCGCAAAGGAAGGCCACGAAAAACUAAUUUUAAAGGACUGUCGGAAGAUACCAGGUCCACAUCCUCGCAUGGGACAGAUGAAAUGGAAAGUAGCUCCUAUAGAGAUAGGUCUCCACACAGAAGCAGCCCUAGUGACACCAGGCCUAAAUGUGGAUUUUGUCAUGUAGGGGAGGAAGAAAAUGAAGCAAGAGGAAAACUGCAUAUAUUUAAUGCCAAGAAGGCAGCUGCACAUUAUAAGUGCAUGUUAUUUUCUUCUGGCACAGUCCAGCUCACAACAACAUCAAGAGCAGAAUUUGGAGAUUUUGAUAUUAAAACUGUACUUCAGGAGAUAAAGCGAGGAAAAAGAAUGAAAUGUACACUUUGCAGUCAGCCCGGUGCUACUAUUGGAUGUGAAAUAAAAGCCUGUGUGAAGACUUACCAUUACCACUGUGGAGUACAAGACAAAGCUAAAUACAUUGAAAAUAUGUCACGAGGAAUUUACAAACUAUAUUGUAAAAACCAUAGUGGAAAUGAUGAGAGAGAUGAAGAAGAUGAGGAACGAGAGAGUAAAAGCCGGGGAAAAGUAGAAACUGAUCAGCAACAACUAACUCAGCAGCAACUUAAUGGAAACUAGGUUCAUGGGACAGAGUUAGAAAACUGGGAAUGAAUAAGACAUCCAUAACUACUAUUCUUUUUUCACUGUUUUCUAAAAUCAAAAAGGGUUUGUAACUUUUUACUGCCCAACUCUUAGAUCCUUCAUUGAACUGCCUAAAAACAUCUUGUUUGUUUUAUGAGCCUUCACUAGAUGGCAGAGUUUGACAUGUUGAUAUUACGUAGCUGUAGUUUGCAGUUUCUGGGAAGCAAUUGAAACACUAUUAACCCUGUGUAUAGUGUCAUCAGUUAAAGCAGACAUUGAAAUGAAGUAAGCUAUAUUUCUGGACUGAACAAAGUUCUACUGUUUAUAGAGUGUCUAAGUUUGUUUAGUGAAUUCGUACUCAAGGGAAAGCAUAAGCAAAUUUCACUUUACAGUGCAAACCUGCCUCUGGUGGCAACACAUAGGAAUUUGUGAAAUUUUUUUCCCACACUCAAGUAAUGGAGGCUAGAAAUGAAGAGAACCUUCUUUUUCUCUUGGCUUUAAUAGCACAUGCUAAACAUCUCUCCCAAGAAGUGUGCUAAAGCUUUUCGUUUGGUUCGUGUUAAAGCUGUUCUCACUGACCAGCAUGGACUCGGGCAACUGGUGAUUAUAAGCUAUGAGCUCCAGUGCUUAUGCCAAAAUUCUCUUGACAGUACACCUCUUCUCUUUUCAUGUCAUACAAAGAGCUUCUAGCAAAAUGAUUGGAUCCUUUCAAGAGUAAAUUAAUAUUUGGCAACAGCAAAUUAAACCUCUUUAAGAUUGAAAGGGUUACCACUUACUGAGGACUUUAGCCACCAUGUCUGAACCCCGUUCCUCUCAAGUGCCGUGUUGUUGUGGAACACUUCAUGUAUUGGCCCAAAGUAUGUAUGGAGGUCUCAUGUGCUGUAGAAGUUAAAAAAAAAAAAAAACAGUCUUUGCAUAAAACAGUAUUUAUUUUUAAUUUCGUGACCACUAUUUUAGAAACUUUAUUUAAUAUUGUUGAUGUUUUCAUUCAUUGCUUUGCUUAUCUAUAAAAUAGACUUCUGUGCCCUGUUUCUCUUCUGGUAGGGUUUGGUGUUGUUUUAUUGAUCAUCCGAAUUGUUUCUCAAAGCCUAAGAACCCAGCUUUUUAGAAAGGAUUUUCACACUGGCAUUUCUAGCUAGUGAUACUUUCUUCCACUUACCUGCUGAAGCACAUUUAUAUAUUUCUUUAUGGCAAAACCAAAAAACGUUAGUUGUGUUCUGCCUGAUGUUGCCAUAGCACCUCAAUAUCAAGGGUAGGGAUUCUGAUGUCUGAAUUAUGAGUUAACCUACCACAUAAAAGCAAAUUAGCAAACAAGACAUAACAUGUUAACUUGACUGUACAUUGACAUUCUGCAGCUUAUGGAAAAGCAUUUUAAAAAUGUAACAGGUGGAAAAUUACACUGUGCUUAAUGACUGAUUUUUUUUAACUGCUCGUCCCUUAAAGUCACAUUUGUCAAGUGUGUAUUCACACAUUUACUUAAAUCAAGGGACUUGAUGAUUGCUUUAUUUUAACCAUCUUUGAUUAUUUUUAGAAGGAAACUAGCUUUAGUAGUGGUUUGCCCUAUAUGUUUUUCUCUUUUUGCUCUAAAUAUACCAUUGGAUUUUUUGUGUGUGUAUGUGAUGAAUUUUCAAAAUUCACCAUGACUUGAAGUGCAACGACAGAUCUAGAUGUUUGUUUACCAAGCUAUGUGACUUUUCCCAAAGGAUCUGUACUUUAUUUCCUUACAACAGCUUGAAACCCGUUAGUUUAAAUCUUUGAAUCACUGUGUCUAGAUCACUUUUACAUUGUGUGCCAUAGACUUACCCAUGGAAUAAUAGAGCACCUUCAUUUUUGGACAACUACUGUAACGAUGUUUUUCGGAAAAAUGGAAGGUGCCAGGGUAAUAAUGGCCAGUCAAUAGUCAUGUAACGGACUUCAAAUACUAUAACUGUCAGUUGACGGAUUUGUUAUGUAAUAAAGUGUAUGACUUUGUAUGGGUUUCUUCAACCCUUUCUCUGCCACUAGCAACCAGAAUAGCACUUUACCAUUUGGUUGGCUAGAGAAGUGGCUGGCUACCUAUUUUUCUCACUGUGGUGUGAUUGGCUAAACAGUCUUUCAUUAAAAAUUGAAAUGUAAAUUGAAGUCACAUGAAAAAUCACCUUUGGUUGUAAACCUCCAAUAUUUUGAUUCUCUCUCCAUGUUUUCGUCACAUGCUGAGUAAAAGUGCCUUACAAUGUAAAAAUUGUACAGUACUUAUGUUCCCGAGUAGCAUCAUCAUCUUCUGGGUAGUAAUUACAUUGUGGUAUGAAUAUUUAGCAAAAUGGACCUCAGCAGUGUAUUUACUGUUCAUCUCUUAAGUCCUUAACUGUAGUUUUAAUAAGCAUGACAUUAUUUGCUAAGUAUAUAACAUUUUACAUCAUUUCAAAAAAUACUGCCAUGACUGUCUUUUACGCAUUUUAGCUUGAAAUUUUGAAGCGUCUGUUCUUUUUUUCCCUUUUUCUUUUUCCCCUUUUUUUGUUUUGUUUUUGUUAUUGAUAUUAAACAGUGUAAUCUUUGCAAGCGUAUAUUGAAGAUUAUUCUGGAGCAUUUAUUGCCUUACCAGAAAUGUUAGUAAGAAAUGUUCUUUAGAGUAGAAAGAUAGACUUGAGUUUCUAUACUUUAAUAAGAGCUCUUUGUUCCUGGGGGGAGGGGGGAGGGGAGGGGUGAGUUUUACUUUCAUCUCAAUUUAUUAAAAACCCACAACUGAAAUACGUUUUAUUUCAAGGAUCAGCAGUUUUAGAAUUUCAGAUAGUACUUGCUCAGGAGUACAUGCUACUCAAGAUAUUAAGAGAAUAACAAGAUAUGUAGAUCUACUGUUGAAUCAGAAUCUAUGUACUUGAACAAAUGUGUGAAUCUUAAAUAUCUCAAAGAAAAAGAAAAGUGUUCUAGAAUGUUGUUGCUUUUUUAAAAAGCACUAAAGUUAGACCAAGGUAUACAGUUUUGUUCUAACAGACAUUUAGGGUAAUUGUAAAGAUAAGGAAUGCAUUAUGGGUCAAAAUCAAACAUUCCUCUCAUGUUAUGUAUAUUUUGUUCCUGUUAUAUUGGCUUUAUUUUCAAAAUUGUAGUUUGUAGUAUUAGUUUCCUUUUAUUGGUAUUCUUGCAUAUACUAUUCAUUCAAUAAAUGAGUUAUGACUUUCA